AUGUCGAAAUCUUUCUCUACCGCCGAUGUAGCAGCACAUAAGAGUCCCGAGGAGGGAAUGUACAUUAUAAUCGACGACGGAGUUUACAAUGUCACAGAUUUCGUAGACGAACAUCCCGGGGGAGCCAAGAUCCUGAAGCGCGUGGCGGGCAAGGACGCGACGAAGCAGUUCUGGAAAUACCAUAAUGAGAGUGUGUUGAAGAAGUAUAGUGAUAAGUUGAAGAUUGGGACGGUGGGGGAGAAGGCGAAGUUGUAG
Cadophora gregata is the source of this 255-nucleotide messenger RNA. RefSeq lists its product as uncharacterized. Gene Ontology annotation, molecular function: heme binding. Gene Ontology annotation, cellular component: membrane; intracellular membrane-bounded organelle. Lineage: Eukaryota; Fungi; Ascomycota; Leotiomycetes; Helotiales; Ploettnerulaceae. The record is from RefSeq and is a predicted model, not a curated record. The transcript is spliced from 2 exons. The coding region runs from base 1 to 255 and encodes 84 amino acids.